AUGAUUUCAUUUAAAUUUCAUUCAACAUUGUUUACAUUCUCCCUCUUCAUUGCUUUGGAUAUUUUCUCUUUUUCUUUCAUUGUUUUGGAUAUUUUCUUUCUUUUCUUUUUUUUUUCAUUGUUUUCUAUAUUUUCUCUCUUCAUUGCUUUGGAUAUUUUCUUUCUUUUUUUUUCAUUGUUUUCUAUAUUUUCUCUCUUCAUUGCUUUGGAUAUUUUCUUUCUUUUUUUUUUUUUUCAUUGUUUUCUAUAUUUUCUCUCUUCAUUGCUUUGGAUAUUUUCUUUCUUUUUUUUUCAUUGUUUUCUAUAUUUUCUCUCUUCAUUGCUUUGGAUAUUUUCUUUCUUUUUUUUUUCAUUGUUUUCUAUAUUUUCUCUCUUCAUUGCUUUGGAUAUAUUCUUUCUUUUUUUUUUUGUUUUUUUAUUUUUCUCUCUUCAUUGCUUUGGAUAUUUUCUUUCUUUUUUUUUUCAUUGUUUUCUAUAUUUUCUCUCUUCAUUGCUUUGGAUAUAUUCUUUCUUUUUUUUUUCUUUGUUUUCUAUAUUUUUCUCUCUUCAUUGCUUUGGAUAUUUUCUUUCUUUUUUUUUUUUCAUUGUUUUCUAUAUUUUCUCUCUUCAUUGCUUUGGAUAUUUUCUUUCUUUUUUUUAA
This is a messenger RNA of Acanthosepion pharaonis, 639 nucleotides long. The record is from the annotation of a GenBank genome assembly. NCBI's taxonomy places the organism in Eukaryota, Metazoa, Mollusca, Cephalopoda, Sepiida, Sepiidae.